Molecule: messenger RNA, 9066 nt
Organism: Planococcus citri (citrus mealybug)
Lineage: Eukaryota; Metazoa; Arthropoda; Insecta; Hemiptera; Pseudococcidae
Gene: bru1
Product: bruno 1
Exons: 17
Coding region: 461-2212 (583 amino acids)
Biological process (GO): mRNA splice site recognition; regulation of alternative mRNA splicing, via spliceosome
Cellular component (GO): cytoplasm; nucleus; ribonucleoprotein complex
Molecular function (GO): mRNA 3'-UTR binding
Source: RefSeq, a predicted model, not a curated record
GCCGUUACUCGCCAGUGUUUUGGUUACGUACGCGUUCGUCUAGUGUGUGUGGCCGAAUUACGUAAUUUACUCGUUUUGUAAUUUUUAUUUUUUUCGUAAAUUAUUUUCGUCCGAUAUUUUUUUCUCGUUUGAUUGUCGCGCGUUAAAUUGGUUAUUUUUUAAUAAUUCCAAUCUCGGAAACAUGAAACAAAUCGUCGUCGUUAUUAAUAGUUAGACCACAAUUUUUUUUAAAUAGUCUUUUUUUAUAAUAUUGUUUUGUUGUUUUUUACUUUGUUUCGUGUUUUUUUUCUCUCUUUUAUUUGUAUGUGCGGUUUCUUCUUCGUUGUGUUUUUUUCUUGUAAAAAUCACGUGGCAACAGCUAACUCAUUAUUAUGUGUUCGUAUGAAAUUGUUCUUUACUUAUUUUCUGCGUUUUGGAGAAUUUCGGAUAACGAAGCAUAACAUCGACGAUUACGGUUAAAAUGCUUCAAACGCUGAAUAAUCUGGCGGGAAAGAUAUCACCCCAUCCGGUUCCUUCGAACGGUAACGUCAUAGAUGGCAACGGUAACAAGCUAGGCCAUAAGAAUAACAAUAACAAUAAUCACGCCACUUUGAACAAUAAUUUUGGAAAAUCGGAAAAAUCAUUCAUCCAUGCUCCGUAUAAGAGAAUAACGUCAUCAGAACAAGGAUCACCAAUUGAUGAACUUUCUCAUAAAGAGCUGGACAUGCAGGACCAACCGGACCCGGAUUACAUCAAGAUGUUCGUGGGGCAAAUUCCGCGAACGAUGGAUGAAGAAGAAUUAAAAGCUAUGUUUUCCGAAUACGGUCGUGUACAUCAAAUAAACGUUCUUCGAGAUAAACACACCGGUCAAAGUAAAGGUUGCUGUUUCCUGACGUAUUAUACCAGAAAAGCCGCUUUAGAUGCUCAAAAUGCCUUACACAAUAUUAAAAUAUUACCAGGAAUGCAUCAUCCUAUUCAAAUGAAACCCGCCGAUAGUGAAAAUCGAAACGAACGAAAAUUAUUCGUGGGAAUGCUAUCGAAAAAAUGCAACGAAACAGAUAUCAGAAAUAUGUUCGAACAUUUUGGAACGAUAGAAGAAUGUACAGUAUUACGAGAUAAUCAAGGUAUUAGCAAAGGCUGUGCGUUUGUUACUUAUACUUCGAAACAAUGUGCCAUCAACGCUAUCAAAACCAUGCAUCAGUCACACACGAUGGAAGGUUGUUCGUCCCCUUUAGUAGUGAAAUUCGCUGACACUCAGAAAGAUAAAGACCAGAAAAAAUUACAACAAAUGCAGUCUAGUAUUUGGAACAUGGCCGGAAUUAGUUUCUCGCCUCAGCAAUACCUCGCCACUGCUGCUCUAAGUCAACAAUUCGCUCCUAAUGCUAAUGAAACCACUCAGUGCCUAACACCGUUGCAAUUACUGCAACAACAGCUACAAGCUUCAGCGGCGGUUACCAAUGGUCAUUCGAACAUGAACAACUCGCUGAAUGGACUAUUGCUGCAUAAUUCGCAAUCUUCGGAUUUGCACGGAUUAAGCAAUUUGAACGGGUCGUGCCAUAAUAUUUCAGAUAUUAAUCCAGUUAAUUUACAGAAUUUAGCAACGCUGGCUAAUCUAUCCGUCACAAAUCCAGCAGCAGUGAAUCCGAUCCACAUGCAGAAUUUAAUUUCUUUAGCGGCGUUAACUGGCGGUAAUUCAAUGUCACCUUCUGGUUCGACUGCUAACUUAACAAAUUCAGCUUUAUCAGGAUUAGCGAAUACUGCGGCAGCUGCUUUACUGGGAAAAAAAGCAUCUGGAUUAUUAACGAGCAAUGCAACCCCGUUGAGUGCUCUUACAUCAAACACCGCAACAUUGAAUGGUUUCACCUCUAACACUUUGUCUUUAUCUGAGCUUUCUGGAUCUGUACUCGGUUCAACGAAUAUCAGUAGAGAUAUAGCAAUUAAUGCGGCAGGAAAGCAAAUUGAAGGGCCGGUGGGAGCAAAUUUGUUUAUUUAUCACUUGCCCCAAGAUUGCACUGACUUGGAUUUAGCGUCUAUGUUUACUCCUUUUGGUACACUUAUAUCGGCUAAAGUAUACAUAGAUAAAGAUACAAAGCGCUCCAAAUGCUUCGGAUUUGUGUCGUACGAUAAUGUGUUGAACGCUCAACAUGCCAUCCAAAACAUGAAUGGUUACCCAAUUGGAACAAAACGACUCAAAGUUGAACCUAAACGUCGAAAAGACUCUAAACCGUACUAAAAAAAAAAUUAAAAUAUAACAACUAAAUAAUAACGAAACCGCCGUGUAGUUUAUGUGGAAAACGGAUGACUUAUGUUCCUAUUCCAUAAUUUUACGAUUGUACUAAAUGUUUACGUGAAAAAAAUCAUUGUCCUUUUUCUUUUUUUUUUCUUCUUUUUCCUCCCUACUUUCAUCAUCAUUCUCGUUAGCAUAUGUUCAUUUAUUUUUUUGUUUGUUGUCAAUGUGUAGUCUGUAGUCGAUGUUUUCUUAUUUUAUUAUUUCCUUUACUGAUUUUCUGGCAUUUUAUCCUUUUGAACUGCGUGUCCUGUUUGUUGAACAUGAACUACUCGUAUUUAUUGUUUUCGUGCAGAAUAUUCGUAAUCAGUUUUACGUCUUUUUGUUUUUGGAGGUUCCAUUUUUUGAAUGUGUACUUAUUGUUUUUUCUUUCUAAAAAAAAAAAAAAAAAUACGUAACGGGACGAUGAAGAAAAAAUUUUUCGAUGUUGUAAAUUAUUUGGAUAUUAUUAAAACAAAAUAACGUUUAAUAGUCUUUCAGAGUUACUCAACGUCUUUGUUUUACCUAUUUAGUUUUUAUUUUUCUUUCGAGUGUCCAUAUUGAAGUCUUAUUUAUUUUUUUUUGUUUUCGUUUUUUUUUCUUUUCUUUCUUUUUGUUUUCGUAUUUUUUUUUUCUUUUUAAAUCAGUCACGAAAGAUAGUUAUCAUUAUGAUUUUUACCAAAGCUUAAAUUUUUUGUUCGCGUUAUUUUUAUUUAUAUUAAUUUUUUUCUUUUUUUUUCUUUUCGUUUGUAAAAGUGUUCUUUUAUUUUACAUGUAAUGUUUUUUCGUUAAUUGACCAUGUUGAACUUUUAUUAUUUCUGUUGAAUGUAAAUUUUUUAUUUCUACUUUUUUUUCUUUCUUUCUUUCCUUUCGUUCUUAAUUGGACACCGAGAACUACAUAUUUCUACUAUAUUAACAUACGUUUGUUUUUUCAUUAUUGAUUUUCUUUUUCCUUUCUCGAUGAAAUCGUUAUUCUGUGUAAUUAUUAUGGAAUAAUUAUUGAUCUCUGAUUAAUGAAUGGAACGGUACUGUUUAUUUGUUCAAAUUCUGUUUUGUCCCCAUUCUGUUUCAAUUCCCAUACGUUUUGUUCGUUUUCACCUUCUAUAGUAACUUACAUAAACAUAAAAAGCUCGAAAAAAUUUAUCCGGUGUACUGGUGUAAUGUUUUGUUUUGUUUUUGUUUUCAUUUCUUUUAUUUUUUUUUACAUAUCAAUGGCAACCACCUGUUUCGUUUGUAAAACGUGAAUUUUUAUAUUUCAAUAUUGUGUUUUGAGAAGGAAAACUUUGAUACGUGUGUACGUGUUGUGUUGAGGGUUUUAUUUUGUUUUAGUACGUAAUGUCAGUGUUGCCUAUUUUUUUUUCUUUUUUUUCGUUUUUUUAAAAAAUUAAUUUCUUGUGAUAAAAUGUGAAAUUAUUGUUUUGUGAUGAUUUUUGAAAGUGUAAUUUUUAUAAGUGUUCUUUAGUCACGGCAACACUGUAUUGUGAAAUUUCACCGUAGUUUUUCACGCAGGGCUGGCGAGCUUUCAUUUUCUGUCGUGUUGCAAAAAUUUAAAACAUUGAAUGUAGUAGGUACAUAUGUGACGUGCUCUACGAGAAUCGACCUUAGGUCAAAUAAAGGGUUUUCAAGUUAAUGAGCGAUUCUUAUAGAAAAAAAGACGCUCUUUCCAAUGGCGCAAACCUCAACUUCCUAUCUCUUUUACCUUCCUCGGAAAUCGACCUCAAAGUUGAGGGGUAGGGCCAAAAUCAACUCAAAAUUCAUUUUUUUUAUUUUCUAUGAUUUUGGCAGUAAAAAAUAACCUAAUUUGCAUACAAACACUUAUCAAGCCCCAUUCGUGUAUUUUACUUCAUAAAAACUUGUUAAUUCAUUAAUUUUUUAAAAGAAGAAAAAGUAGAAUAAAUUUCAUUUUCAGUGAAAAAUCUGCUUGAAAAAAUAUUAAAAUAAAAAAAACGACUGAAAAAAAAAAAAAAAUUGUUGGCAUAGGUAGGAUUUGAACUCAGUACCUCCCGCGUGAAAGUCCAUCAGCUGCGCCACGCGGCUAGCGUGGCAGCAUAGGAACCCGCGGUUAUGACUGGUUUACACGAACAGUCACAGAGCUAAAGGGGACCUAGACGAAACUACUGGAGACGUUUCUGUUGCAUACCUACCCGAAAAUAAGGCGAAAACACACUUCAAAACUUUAAAUGCAUGUUUCUCAAAACACAUUUUUUUACCUAAGGUCGAUUCUCGUAGAGCACGUCACAUAUAAAGACAUUAUAAUAGAUUGUAAGGGUGGGUUAAAAUUCUAUUCCCUCUUCCCCCUCCCCGGGAAGUUUUAUGUUCUAGCUCGUAUUUUUUCUGCGAAAAAGGGUUGAUUCUUGACCAAAAAAAAUUGGCCAAUUUCGACAAAAACACGUGUUCUUGGAAGAAAUGUGUGUUUUUUGGAUAGAAACUAAAAUUAUAGCAGAAAAUGGAGUUUUUAGCAAAAGCAAGAAUUUUGGUUUUAAAAAAAGAGUAAUUUUGGGUAAAAAUGAAAAUUUUUGGCAUUUUUACCAAAAAUUGAAAAUAAUUGACGGAAAAUAGAUUUGGAUCAAAGUGUAACUUUCUGACAGAACUGAUCAUUUAGAAAAAAAAAUUUGGGUUAAAAAUGUAAAUUUUGCCAAAAAAUUUAAAUUAUUGGCUGGAAAUGGAAUUUUUGCCAAGAAUGAAUGAUUGUUUGGACAGAAAAGUAAGUUUUUGGAAAAAAUGGUCAUUCAGGUAAAAAAAUGACCUAAAAAUGUAAAUUUUUGGGGCAAAUGUAAAUUUUGACAUAAAUGGCCAUUUUUGGCAAAAAGUGUUAAAUUUUUGGCGGGAAAUCAAAUUUUUGAAAAAUAAUCAUUUUGGUUUUAAAAAAAGGCCAAAUUGUGGGUACAAAUGUAGAAUUUUGGCAGAAAUCUCCUUUUUUUCAACGAAAAUGUGAGCUGAAAAUGUAAAUUUGGGGGAGGGGGAGGGAAUGUGAAUUUUUGUUUGGAAAAAAGUGUAUUUUUGAGCCAAAAUGCUUAUGAUUUUUGGCAGAAAUUUGUGCAAGUGUCAGAAAUAUUCAUUUUUGGCAAAAAAUGUAAGUUAUUAGCUGGAAAUGGCAUUUUUGCCAAAAAUGAUCGUUUUGGAAAAAAUGUCAAUUUUUAGCAGAAAUGGUCAUUUAAGCAAAACAAAUAAAAAUUGGGCUGAAAAUGGAAAUUUUAGGGGACAAAUGUAAAUUUUUGACAAAAAUGGCCAUUUUUUGGCAAAAAAGUGUAAAUUUUUGAAAAAUGAUCAUUUUGGUAAAAAAAAAAAUGGACCAAUUUUGGGUAAAAAUGAAGAAUAUUGGCGGGAAUCUUUUUUUUUUUCAACAAAAAUGUGAGCUGAAAAUGUAAAUUGGGGGGGAGGGAAGAAUGGAAUGUUAAUUUUUGGUAAAGCAUGUUUGGAAAAAAAGUGUAUCUAUUUUUGAGCAAAAAUGUUUACGAUUUUUGGCAGAAAUUAGUGCAGGUGUUAAAAAUAUUCAUUUUUAGCAACAAAUGUAAAUUUUCCAAAAAAAAUGUGGAUUUUGGCCAAAAAUGAGCGAUUUUGUGGAAAAACUUGGCAUUUAUGGCAAAAGUGUAAAAUUUUGUCUUUUGACUAGAAAUAAUGAUUUUUUUGCUGAAAAUUGAAUUUUUUUUUUUUUUUUUUUUUUUUUGGGGGGUGUUUGUAAUUAAUUGGUUGAAAGUGAAAAUUUUUAGCAAGAAAGGAACAUUUUUAAUAAAAAAUAUGUACUUUUGGCAAAAAAUGAUUAUUUUUGGCAAAAUUUAUGCAUUUUUGGCCAAGUACAAAGUUUUAGGUAAAAAUUGUUAAUGUUUGGCAAAAAAAUGUGUAAAUUCUGGUAGAAAAUUAGGAUUUUUAACGAUUGCGAGUGCUCGUCCAAAAAUUGGCACUUUUUGGCAGAAACUCAGCCAUUUGGCAAGAAUUGAGCAGUUUUGUCAAACAAAAAAAUUUCUUGCUUGAAGUGAGCAUUUUUGAUCAAAUUUUUAUUUUGUUGCAUAAAAUUGAGCAUUUCUUUUAAAAAAUGAUUUUUUUUUUAAAUGAACGUUUAUUGGCCAAAGAUGAACAAUUUAUUUUUGGAAAAAUUGUGAAUUUUUGCCGAACGGUGAGAAGUUCUAGCUGACUAUUUUUGGCAGAUUUCAGCACUUUGGAUGAAGUAUAAGGUUUUGACAUGAAAUAAAAUGUGUUUGAUUUGGUAAAAAAUGAACAAUUGGGUUGAUAGAAUGAUUUUUUUUGGCUUUUUACAAAAGAUGAACAUUUUUUACAAAAAAAAAAAAUUUGGAAAAAAAUCGUUCUUUUGGCAGAAAAUGAAUUUUAUAAUUUUAUUGAGAGAAAUUUGGCAUUUAUUGUAACGAAUUUUGAGGUUUUGGCAAAAAUUUUCAGUGUUUGGCUAAAAAUGUGUAAUUUUUUUUCAAAUUUGAGCAUUUUUGGUUAAAUUUGAGUAUUUUUGACUAAAAAUGUAGAUUUUUGGUAGAAAAUGAGCAUUUUUUUUUUUUGGCAGAAAAUGAGCAUUUUAGUUUUUGGUAUUUGUGACAGAAAAUAUAAAAGUUUGCAACGUGUUGUAAGGGCAACUAAUGCAACAGCAGUUUCGCCAGCCCUGAUAUUUUAAUUACUAGACGAAUUAAAAAAUUUCUUAGUCUUUUUUUUCUUUUCAAAGAUACCUGGUGACUUUUUUAUUUACCUAAUGUUCGUAGCGAAUUUGAUGUGUUUGAAGAAAUUUUCAAAAGCUAGAGUAAUUUUUAUGUUUGAAAUUUAUCGUGUUUUUUUGUAGAUCUAAAUCAAGCUCCGAUUGAUUGGCGAACUUUGGGGUACAAUGUGCUGGUUAGAAUUUGAUAAGAAUCAGUCAACAUUGUCAACAACUUCUCGAGAAGAUUUUUCAUUAGAUGAGAGCUUCGUAAAAAUUCAAAGUGUUAUACGAUUAAUGACGAAGUUCAGUUCACUUUUUGGAAAUCGUCGUAGAUAAUUUGCGGUUUUUCUUUUUACGUAGAAAUCAUGUUGUACUUACUAAAUAUUCGAGUGUAUUUUUCGUCGAUCGACGAUGAAAUUAAUGCAAUUUAAAUCUAAAUAAAUUUUUCUUUCUUCGUCACGAUUAGGUAAUUGGAAACGAUAAAUCAAUGAUUUAUAUCGAAAGUUUACCACCACGUAUAACUUAUUGUUAAAAAUAUCUCGAUGGACGACGUACUAUAAAUAGGUAGUACAAUAGAGUAAUAAAAACACUCGCAGUUAUUUCCUCUUUGGUAAAAAUCUAUCGAAUAACGUCGAAAGGUUUUUUCCCCUGUGUUUUCACCGUGUGAAGAAAGCUCUACUACGUACCUACCUAGCUACGUUAAAUGUGUCACAACUUUUUAUCGUAGAAAUUGCAACGGUUACAAAGUAAAUGAAUUGAAUAGACUAAAUAAAUCAAUCCGAAUGACCACGGAUCCUGCGUAGGCUAUUCUGGAAAAGGGGUUAUAGAGAGACACAAACACACGUAGAAUUAUAUCCUAGUAUACUAAAUAUUCCAAGUACCUACCACGUUUUUAUUGUACUUUGUAGUUUUUAUUAUAGGAUUAGCCUAUAUUUUGUUGUUUUUCUUUUUCUUCUUUUUUUGUCGUCGAUAACGUCUCGGUAUAUAAGUUUUCCUUCUCGCGAAAAUUUUAUUUUUUUUGAGCCGAUUGUACUGUACAAUGUACGAUGAGCUGUUGAAUAAUUCUAGUUAGCCUGUAAAGUGCCAUUUUUUUAUAAUAUUUAAGGUUUAUUUCCCCGGUAUUAUAAUUGUGAACGAAACUUGUCAUAUGUUCGAUGUACUGUACUAUUUAUGUGUUUAUAAUUCGGAAAACAGGGUACAAAUAUAAAUACAAUUUUUGUGCGUCGUGUAUAUACUUAUAACUAUACUAUUAUGGAGAAUUUUGUGUCAAUUUUUCUCUUUAUUAUUUUUUUUCUCUCGUACGUGGUUUUUUUUUUGUUUGUUCUUUUCUUUGAAAAUGGUACUGUUUUAUAGCACUGAUUAAAAUUUUAAUAAAAGCUCGUUCAUCUUUACGAAAACUUAACGAAUGUCUAAAAUUAUACACGUGCUGAUAUAUCAAUCGUAGUAUUUUUAAUUAUGUUGUACGAAAUUUUUCUCUCUGUUUUUUGGAGUAUGAUUUAAAUUUUUUGAGACCAAAGUAAGAGUCAUAUUGAUCGAUCGUGUGUUGAAAUAUGUCAUCGAGAUGGAGUUUAUUUCGAUUACCUAUCUAGAAAAGCUUGGAACAAACUGGAGUUCUGUAAUGAUUCGAUGUGGUUGUUAAUUAUUAUGAUUCAAAGUCCGUGUUAAUAACUGACAAGAUUUACUUACCUUUAACUGCUCGUUGAUUCAAAAAGUAGUAUCUUUAUUAUGUUUUAUCUCAAAUUUCAAUCAGUUCUUCAAAGUAUUAAAUUAUUGUGGUACAUUUAAAAAAAAUUGCUUAGAUAUACGAAAUUAUUUCCAAAUGGACCAGUUGACUUUAUUGAAUUAAUGAACUCCGCAAUCGAUGACAAUAUUUCUGCUGAUUAAACUAGGUAGAGAAAUUUGUGAGAAGAAAUUUAUUAUGGAAAUCAAUUUGAAUUAAAAUUCAUCUGAGAGUAUUUAAAAUCUUACCUACAUUUACUGCAGUAAUUACCUAUUGAUAUAUCAGUGAAAAUGUAUUUUAAAUUAUAUUAACAUAAUCAUUGUUAUAUUUAAAAGUAUUCCUAUCGAGAAUCAAAAGUUAAUAUGUUAAUACAUACGUUUUUGCAUUCUUAUGAAAAGUGAUUCUAUGUAUUUUUGUAUGUGUUAGCAUUAAUCCAUAAAUUUUUAUAAAUAUUGUGUUACCUUG